UGAGAAUGUUCCUACGUACACCAUAUGAUCGGCCCCAUUCUAGUUUGGGCUUACAUAAGCGACGUUUAACAUAGUGGCAGUUCGUGGUCCAGCAUUGCUCACUUGCGCUCAACAAAUGACUUCAGAUAGCGGCCAAGAGAAGACGACAGAAGAAGGCACGAUGACGAUAGGUGAGAGAAAAGCAAAAAUGGAGCAGCUGAGAGCGAAGAUGCGUUCAACGACGAAAGCGAAUCGCGCCUCCCUCAUUGAAGAGUCUUCCAAAGCCAAAAUGACAGCGAGGGAUACUGCACGGUUAGAACGACAGCGGAAACUUGCGGAGGUAUUACGCACGCAGGCUGAAGCUGAGGAUCGGGGAGAGGAUGUGGAGCGGCAGAAGAAUUGGGAAUGGACGAUAGAAGAGAAUGAUAAUUGGGAAAAGAAAAAGGCGAGGAAGGCACGGAGAGCGGACUAUGAGUUUCACGAUGAUGUUCACGCGGCUCGACGGCGCUACAAGAAAGACCUUGACCUUAUUAAACCUGACCUCGUUGCAUACAACCGACAGAAAGAAGCCGUGCUGGGAUUGGCACCAGGGUCUCUUUCAAAGUCUGGGAGCAGCACGCCAUCAUCAUCUGCUCUUACAACCUUUGAUCCUUCAGGCGGCCAGGUGGUUCCAUCACCUGAACAACGGAUGGCUGCAGAGAGCUUUUACAGAGAUGCCAAUACUCUACUGUACGCCGACAACAAGCCUACUGAAGACGCCAUCGAUAGAGUGGUUGGCAAGAUCAACAGAGACAUUGACAAGAAGGGCAAAUUCUCGCGAAAGAGACUCAAUGAGGAUGAGGGCGACAUUACCUACAUCAAUGAGCGGAAUCGGGUGUUCAACAAAAAGAUUGCGCGGUACUACGACAAAUAUACCUCCGAGAUUCGGGCUAGUUUCGAGCGGGGAACAGCACUAUGAUCAUGGACCGUGCUAUUCAAUCCCCUCGCUGCACUUGUAUUCAGACCAUAUACAUCUACUCGAGUACUCGCAUCCUGUAACAAUAUGAAGAUUUAUACUGUUGAUACGCAACUCAGGAUAUGGUGUAAACGGAAUCAAAGCAGUAGAUUCAGUAUGGCCAGCCACAACAACAUAAUAAUACAUGUAAUGCUCUAAACGCAAGCGGACCAGGGGACAAAGAGGUACAGUUGAUGCCUAAAAGAACGAACGUUAGUACUUGAUCAAAUGACGGUCUUGGAAUGCCUGAUAAGUGUCAGAAUUGCAGAAGUAAUGGUAGUCAGCAGCUAGACACAGAGGUCCAUAAGACUGUUGAGCUUGAAUGUGAUAUUUAUUCAUCAAAAGGACCAAGUAGAAUCGAACAUAGAAUAUGAUGGAUAGGAUCACUUACUUGAAAGUUGAGGCUAGCGGCGGGACUGUAG
This is a messenger RNA of Suillus subaureus, 1395 nucleotides long. RefSeq names its product SYF2 splicing factor-domain-containing protein. The transcript is spliced from 6 exons. NCBI's taxonomy places the organism in Eukaryota, Fungi, Basidiomycota, Agaricomycetes, Boletales, Suillaceae. Bases 116 to 937 code for a protein of 273 amino acids. The record is from RefSeq and is a predicted model, not a curated record. Gene Ontology annotation, cellular component: post-mRNA release spliceosomal complex; catalytic step 2 spliceosome; Prp19 complex.